GACGCCAACAAGAAAAUAAAAAUCCCCACUGCCUGCUCUGAAACGCCGUCCUUGCAUUGUUCCCAGACGGCUCUCCAGCAGCUUGAACGGCAGAGUCCCGGAAUUCUCGUGCUCUGUGGAGCCCCCUGCAUGGGAACACCGGCGUGUCCCACCAUGUUGCACGCCGCCGCCGGGGACACCAGCGCCGAGAUCACCGCCAAAGACUUCAGGGAGAGGGAGAAGAAGGACGUUGUGGAGGAGGCAGAACACGGAAGAGGCGCCCCUGCUAAAGGGAAUGCUCGGAAUGCUCGUGAGGAAAACGAAGAGCAGGAGACUGAAAACGAGGAAGAGGAAGAAGGUGGAGAGGAAGAGGAGGAGGAGGAGGAAGGUGAUGGUGAGGAGGAUGGAGAUGAAGAUGAGGAAGGUGAGGCCGCCACGGGCAAACGCGCAGCUGAAGGUGAUGAGGAUGGCGCUGUUGAUAGACGGCAAAAAAGGAACAGCUCGACUAAAUAA
Molecule: messenger RNA, 492 nt
Organism: Carlito syrichta (Philippine tarsier)
Lineage: Eukaryota; Metazoa; Chordata; Mammalia; Primates; Tarsiidae
Product: prothymosin alpha-like
Exons: 2
Biological process (GO): negative regulation of apoptotic process; positive regulation of transcription by RNA polymerase II
Cellular component (GO): nucleus
Molecular function (GO): histone binding
Source: RefSeq, a predicted model, not a curated record